GUCCCUUCGUCUCUGCUCGUCGUCUCCUCGCCAACCAUUACGCGGUUUGGGUUACAAAAUAGUCUUUGUAUGAACUGGCAAUUGCUGUUGGCUAUUUAUCGUUGGUUCGAUUUGGUUCUAUCACCCAUGAUCGUCACCCUAUCGUUCUUUAUGAAUCGAUACAUGCCGUAAAAACUUCGAUGUACAUUUUAAUCUUUUAAUAUAGUUGCGCAGUUAGAAUUAUGGAGAUAUUCAAACGUUUAUAUUUCCUUUUAGUACUUAUUAUGGAUUAUAAAUUCAGCUUCGGUUAUUUGGAAUAUGAUAAUUGGCUAAAUAUUGAGUUAAGUCAUGCGAUUGACCCUAAAAGUCUCAACAGUUUUACAUAUCGGGGAAAUGUUACAAUAUCAAGUUUGGAUAUUGGAUUCGCUAAAACAAACCAGGAAGCUUUAACUGGUAUUCAAAUACAAAACCUUCAGUCUUUGGCAAAAAUGGAUAAGUUGUACAGGUUAAAAGCCGAAGUUACUUAUGCUGAUGGAAAGCGACAAGAAUUUUUAAGCUCAACCAAAGUGUGCAAUCUUAUUAUGUCCAAUUUAAACGAUAUUAUGUGGAUAUCAAUAGAUCACAAUGGAUAUAUAAAUGCUGUGACGGUUUUGACAUCUAGAUCUGAUAUUUGCUUUUAUGAGAAUAUAUCCGUAUCUGGCUCGGAGGACUUUAAUACGGAUGUUCUUAUCCGACACACAGAAAUGGCACCUUUCCCAGAUACUACGAGCUUUAUUCAAAAAUUAGAAAGGGAAAGAGAAGCUAGAGAACGUGGGGAUGUCCGAGAUAACCGCGGAUUUUUCUCUAAAUAUUGGAUGUAUAUUGUGCCUGUUGUUUUGCUGGUGUUCAUAUCUGGUGCCACUAACCAAGAUAAUUCGAAAUAAAUUUUUAAAUAAUUCGAAAAAUAAAAAAAUGAAUAACAAAUUUAUUUGUAAUAUUGUAGUUUAAAAUUAUUGCUUUAUAGGUAUUAUAAAUAUAUAAGUACUAACAGAUUCGCGUUGCUAUGUAUACAUUAAAGACCAUUAUAAUAAACUAUUGAAUACAGUACAAAUAUUAUUUACAAAAACAAAA
Bactrocera oleae (olive fruit fly) is the source of this 1089-nucleotide messenger RNA. It is a transcript of the gene EMC10, whose product is annotated as ER membrane protein complex subunit 10. The record is from RefSeq and is a predicted model, not a curated record. Lineage: Eukaryota; Metazoa; Arthropoda; Insecta; Diptera; Tephritidae. Gene Ontology annotation, cellular component: EMC complex.